UGAGUGUACACUGGCUCGUGAUAAUAAGUCAUAUUAAACUUUUGAGGUUCUGGUGAUUCUUUCGCUAAGUUCUGCACCAUUACUCAUUGAUAAGCAAGCUUAUUGCAUUCCCGAACAAAACGGCGCUAUCUAAUUGAUGGAAAUACCCCAAUGGUAUAUCUCAACCAUAUUGUAGAUGGCUGUGUAGCUCGUAUCGCCGCCAAACUUGAGUUGAUGGAACCCUGUUCUAGUGUUAAAGACAGGCAUAUCAUGAUUGCUUAUAGCAUGAUUAAAGAUGCAGAGGACAAGGGUCUGAUUACUCCGGGAAAGACUGUCCUCAUUGAGGCUACUAGUGGUAACACUGGCAUUGCGUUGGCAUUCAUCGCCGCAGUCAGGGGUUACAAACUUAUACUUGCCAUGCCGGCUUCAAUGAGUCUUGAGAGAAGAAUUGUGCCCCAAGCUUUUGGAGCAGAGUUGUACCUUACAGAUCCUGCCAAGGGUGUUUAUGGGGUUUUUGAGAAGGCCAAUGAGCUACUCAGUAAAAUACCCAAUAGUUAUCUGCUUCAUCAAUUUGAAAAUCCUGCUAACCCAAAGAUCCAUUAUGAAACCACUGGCCUGGAGAUAUGGAGGGAUUCGGGAGGGACCGUUGAUGCCCUGGUUGCAGGUAUAGGGACUGGUGGUACGGUAGCGGGUGCAGGGAGUUUCCUCAAGGAGAAAAACUCGGAGAUCAAGGUUUAUGGGGUAGAACCAGUUGAAAGCGCAGUCUUGAAUGGAGGAAAGCCUGGCAAGCAUCUGAUCCAAGGAAUUGGUGUUGGUAUUAUGCCUAUUGUUCUGGACGUCAACCUGCUUGAUGAAGUUAUUCAAGUAUCAAGCGAGGAAGCGAUCGAAACUGCCAAGUUACUUGCCUUGAAAGAAGGUUUGCUGGUGGGGAUUUCAUCUGGUGCAGCUGCGGCUGCUGCAAUAAAGUUGGCAAGGAGGCCAGAAAAUGCAGGAAAACUCUUUGUCGUGGUUUUUCCCAGCUGUGGAGAGCGUUAUCUGUCUUCUGUGCUCUUUGAUUCCAUUAGGCAGAAGGCAGAAAAUAUGACUUUUGACUGAGGUGUUCAUGAAUAUCACAAACUGCCCAUGUCCUUUGCAUCCUCUGGAUGCCAUAAAUAAUGAGAGAUGUAGAUUGUUUGCAGUAUUUGCAGAACCUUU
Juglans microcarpa x Juglans regia is the source of this 1173-nucleotide messenger RNA. RefSeq names its product cysteine synthase-like. The transcript is spliced from 10 exons. NCBI's taxonomy places the organism in Eukaryota, Viridiplantae, Streptophyta, Magnoliopsida, Fagales, Juglandaceae. The record is from RefSeq and is a predicted model, not a curated record. Gene Ontology annotation, molecular function: cysteine synthase activity. Bases 151 to 1074 code for a protein of 307 amino acids. Gene Ontology annotation, cellular component: cytoplasm.